UAAUUUAAAUGCAAAGAUUUAUUCCGAUACGGGCGUUCGAAGCGCGUGGACGUUCCCGGGGACCGGUCCUGGCCGACGAUUUUGACACCCCAGAAAUUAUUGGGGGGCUUUCUCUAAUCGUCGCUCUUUUACGACAACUCGGUUAGGAAACGCUUUCCGUUUUGGCCAACCAACCACUAGAUAAAGCCCAUUCCGUUCGAUAAGGUGGCCUCCAGUUGCAAAUUGGCGCUCGAACGGACAACAAAGCGAUUGGCUUUUUUUGGGUCGUUCCGGGAUUUUCAGGAAGCUUAGUGUGAAGUGAAGUUCUCAAGUGUUGGGGCAGGUCAAGCGGACCAUGUGAGACAAUGGUGAAGUGGAUCACGUUGAAGCAGUCGGACAAGGACAGGUCGUUGGGGCUGGAAACGGGUGCGGAAUACCGGCAACGAUGGGUUUCGAUCCGGGUGGUGUACUUUAUUGGGUUUCUGAUGUUUCUGGCGUUCGGGAUCGUCGCAACGGGGAUUUGGCCGUAUCUUAGAAGUUUGGAUCCAUCCGUAAGCAAGGUGUUCUUGGGCUAUGCCUUCGCUGUACCUCCGCUAGGUCAGUUGAUCUUCAGUCCGUUCUUCGGCUGGUGGACCAACAAGCUGACCUCCAUACGGAUACCGCUAGUUCUGCUGGUGAUCAUCUUCACGAUCGCCAACGUUCUAUACGCGGUGAUCGAAGAGUUCGAGGAUAACCGGAAGUACAUCCUCCUGAUAGCUCGAGGCCUCGUGGGAAUUGCAACGUCAGCCGUUACUAUCUGUCGGGCUUACAUCUCAUCCGCCACGCGACUCUCCGAAAGGACCAAAACCAUCUCGCUCAUGUCGCUUGCGCAAUGUCUUGGGCUCAUGGUCGGUCCCAUCAUGCAAUCCCUCUUCUCCGGAAUCGGAGAAGACGGAUUCCAGGUCUUCGGACUGUUCCGAGUUACCAUGUACAAUGUGGCGGGUUGGAUCUGCGUAUUCCUCGGUCUGUUCAACCUUGUCCUGCUACUCCCAGCCUUCUUCAAGGACAGCCCGAUCGCCGUCAAAGAAGCCAUGAAGAGCCAAGGUGCUACCAACGCCAAGGAAACCUGGAAGUCGAUCGAACUCCAGUACUUUUCAAUCACAAUCAUGGUAACUGCCUUCUCCGUGCUGAUGCUCGUCUACGUUGCAUUUCAAACGUUGCUCUCUCCCAUCGCUCUGGACCAGUUCAACUGGACCAACGAGGAAUCUCUGUUCUAUCUGGGAAUCUUGAUGACGGCCGGUGCCCUCAUAUCGUGCAUUCUGUUCCUCAUGUUGGACCCGCUGUGCAAACGCUUCUCCGAAACCAACGUGCUCGUGUACGGCGCCAUGUUGGCCCUGUUUGUCAGCCAGCUGGUGAUGAUCCCGGUCGGAAGUGAACCCAUCACGGCGUUUCUGGAGAACAACGGCAACUCCACCGGGAACGGAACCGCCCUCGGUUGUCCUCCGACGCAGGAAUGGUGCGCGUCGAUUCCUCCGAUCGGCAAGGUGCAGUUCACAAUCUCGUACACGCUGCUGUGCAUUUCGUUCUCCAUCGGAACGACGCUGAGUCAGGCGGUGUUCUCGAAGCUGCUUGGUCCGAGGCCACAGGGCACCUGGAUGGCACUGCUGACUUGCGCCGGAAGUGCCGCACGAAUUUUGGGACCUGGAGCCGUCACGGUGUACGUGCUGAGUGGGACGUACUGGACGUUCGGAGGUGGGAGCGUACUGACGGGGUUGGUGUUCGUGUGGAUGUGGGUCUACCGGAACCGGUUACAGCCGGUAGUCGUGGUUAAGCCGAGCACGGCCGAAGAAAUGAAAGUACUUAACCCGAGCAAAUUGGUGCAGUGA
Messenger RNA from Culex pipiens pallens (northern house mosquito), 1844 nucleotides. RefSeq names its product major facilitator superfamily domain-containing protein 8-like. The record is from RefSeq and is a predicted model, not a curated record. The transcript is spliced from 3 exons. Gene Ontology annotation, molecular function: transmembrane transporter activity. Lineage: Eukaryota; Metazoa; Arthropoda; Insecta; Diptera; Culicidae. The coding region runs from base 345 to 1844 and encodes 499 amino acids. Gene Ontology annotation, biological process: transmembrane transport. Gene Ontology annotation, cellular component: lysosomal membrane.